UAAUGAACCAUGUCCAAGCCAUGACUCCAUAGAAGCAUAUAUUACGAUGACCGGUGAAGUAAUCGCAAGAUGUUUCCGAGGUGGCUGUUAGUUUUGCGAGCGACGUCACGCCCCCUCCACAGCACGGCGGCACGGCCAACCGACGCGGGCGCACCACGGCCGAGACUUUCUCCUCGCGACACCUCAGCUGGAGAAACGGGCGCGGAGGUGAGUCGUACACGCAACUGCGCGCGCGUCGACCGCCUUCGACGCUGCCGCAAUAACUUUAUCAUAACACUUCCGCAAACGAAUUGCCGCUUUCGCUCCGUAAACAGUUCUUGUGCGAACGUACCGUGUUUUCAAACAACACCAUCAAGCAUAUAUCCAAUCUGGACAAUUAGCCGGCCGCGGCUUCCGUAGUGGCGUUCGCAAAAUGCUGGUGUGAUGUCUAAUCGUAAUUAAAGAUUCUGUGAUCACGAAACAUGGCCGAAGGGAGUACAAGGUGCUUAAUAGGAUUGUUGGCAAUUCUCGCAGUGGUUACACAAUCGUUUUGUGAUCCAGAAUUAUACUAUGAGAAACAACGCUAUGAUGGCUGGUUCAACAACAGAGCAUAUCCAGAUUGGGGGUCAGUUGGCAGUCGGCUAACGCGUAAAACUCCAGCAUCUUACGCAGAUGGAGUGUACAUGAUAGCAGGUGCAGAUCGACCUGGAGCCAGGACGUUAUCGAAGCUGUUCAUGCGGGGGCAAGACGGGCUACCGUCGCUUGCAAACCGGACUGCUUUGCUUGCAUUCUUUGGACAAGUAGUGACAGGUGAAAUAGUUAUGGCGUCAGAGUCCGGCUGUCCCAUUGAACACCAUCGCAUUCCGGUAGACAAGUGCGAUCACAUGUAUGAUCCAGAUUGCCAGGGUGCUAAAUACAUGCCAUUCUUGAGAGCAGCCUAUGAUCGAUCCACUGGACAGAGUCCAAAUAGCCCAAGAGAACAAAUAAAUCAGAUAACGUCAUGGAUCGACGGCAGCUUCGUGUACAGCACCAGUGAGGCGUGGGUGAAUGCAAUGAGGUCAUUUCAGAACGGAAGCCUAGCGAGUGAGGGAGGUAUGCCCCUGAGAAACACGAAGCGAGUGCCGCUCUUCAAUAAUCCAGUUCCUCAUUACAUGCGCAUGCUCAGCCCAGAGAGACUGUAUUUGCUUGGUGAUCCGCGCACUAACCAGAACCCUGCGAUGGUGACAUUUGGCAUCCUAUUGCUGCGGUGGCACAACGUGGUGGCCGCACGAGUGCACCGCCAACACCCGGACUGGAGCGACGAACAACUCUUCCAGCGAGCCAGGCGAAUCGUUAUAGCUAGUUUACAGAAUGUUAUUCUUUACGAGUAUGUGCCGGCUUUCCUCGGGGUGCCGAUUCCAAAGUACAGCGGCUACAAAGCUGAAGUGGCACCAGGCAUCACGCAUGCGUUUGCAGUGGCCGCUUUCCGCUUCGGUCACACUCUAGUCCCUCCAGCGAUACUACUGAGGGACAGAAACUGCAGAUAUGGGAGGGCUCCUGGUGGACACGACGCUGUUAGGCUGUGUCAGACUUGGUGGGAUGGAAAUGAUGUGAUGUCCCAAGUGCCUAUAGAAGAAAUCCUUAUGGGGAUGGCAUCUCAACUAUCUGAACGUGAAGAUGCUUUAUUAUGCUCAGAUGUCCGAGAUAACUUAUUUGGUCCAAUGGAAUUCUCAAGACGAGACCUCGGAGCAUUGAACAUAAUGAGAGGAAGAGAUAAUGGGUUACCGGAUUACAACACAGCCAGAGAAUAUUUUGGAUUACCUAAAGUGAAAACUUUUAAUGAAAUUAAUCCGGAGCUCUUCGAAAAUAAUCCAGACUUAUUGCAAAAAUUAAUUCAAGCAUAUGACGCAAGAUUGGACAAUAUUGAUGUUUAUAUUGGUGGAAUGUUAGAAUCUACAGGCCAUCCUGGUGAACUUUUCAGAGCUAUCAUUACUGAUCAGUUUACAAGAAUAAGAGAUGCCGACAGAUUUUGGUUUGAAAAUGAUAAAAAUGGGAUAUUUACGAGAGAGGAAAUAGAAGAACUUCGUCGCAUUACCAUGUGGGAUAUAAUAGUGAACAGCACAGCAGUGGGCCCGGCUGAUAUACAACGGGAUGUGUUUCAUUGGCGCGCUGGAGACCCAUGUCCCCAGCCCUAUCAGUUGAAUGCCUCUAAACUGCCGCCUUGUAAAUACCUUAAAGGAUACGAUUACUUUGAGGGGAACGAGUUCGCUUACAUAUACACGUGUCUUGUAUUAGUAUUCGUACCGAUUCUGUGCGCGGGCGCAGCCUACGGCGUCGUCAAACUGCAGAACAGUCGCAGACGCCGGCUUAAGAUACAACAGGAGCAUCUGAAAAAUGCGCAGUACAAAGGCUCAGUAGAUAAAAUGGUGUGUCGGGAAUGGGUACACGCCUCCCAUAAACGACUGGUAAAAUUACGGCUGGGACCUGAACCGGCGCUCCACGUCACAGACAGGAAGGGAGACAAAUUACGCACCGUGCCUUUGGAUCAUACCGAUCAACUUACAGUGCUAGAAAGUCAGGAGGGUCGCAGCAACAAGCGUCCUCUGGUGUUAAUUCGCGCAGCCCGCGAGCAUGAUCUCGUACUUGAGAUGGAUUCAGUGGCGUCACGACGGAAGUUCCUCGUCAAGCUUGAUGCCUUCCUCGCGCAGCACAAAAAGGCGCUCAGUCUUAGCCAGGGUCAUCGAGAACAAAUAUUGGCUACAGCGGAAACCAGAGAGCGAAGACAACGCAGACUUGAACAUUUCUUCAGAGAAGCAUACGCCAUCACAUUUGGAUUAGCCCCUGGUGAGAAACGACGAAGAUCGGAAGAUGCUGACCCCGAGUCAAUAGUGAUGAGAACAUCAUUAUCGAAGAGUGAAUUCGCCAGCGCUCUUGGUAUGAAAGCUGAUGCUGUGUUUGUCAAGAAAAUGUUCAAUAUUGUGGACAAAGAUGGAGAUGGCAGAAUUUCAUUCCAGGAAUUUCUGGACACCGUAGUGUUGUUCUCCCGCGGCGCGACUGAGGACAAGUUGCGGAUAAUCUUUGACAUGUGCGACAAUGACCGCAACGGGGUCAUUGACAAGGGCGAGUUGAGUGAGAUGCUGCGCUCGCUGGUCGAGAUCGCGCGGACCACCUCACUACGGGACGAACACGUCACAGAGCUCAUCGAUGGAAUGUUCUUGGAUGCUGGCCUUCAACAUAAAGAUCACCUCACAUAUUCUGACUUUAAGCUGAUGAUGAAGGAAUACAAAGGAGAGUUUGUAGCUAUUGGUCUCGAUUGCAAGGGCGCAAAACAGAACUUCUUGGAUACAUCAACAAACGUUGCGAGAAUGACAAGUUUUCACAUUGAACCUUCUAUGGAGCAAUCCAGACAUUGGUGUCUUCUCAAAUGGGAUUACCUAACGACCUUCUUAGAAGAAAAUAGACAAAACAUUUUCUAUUUAUUCGUAUUCUAUGUGGUUACUAUUGGACUAUUCGUGGAAAGAUUUGCUCACUAUUCCUUCAUGUCUGAACAUUUGGACUUGAGGCAUAUAAUGGGUGUUGGUAUCGCCAUCACUCGAGGAUCAGCUGCUUCACUGUCCUUCUGCUACAGUCUACUACUGUUAACAAUGUCCAGAAAUUUACUGACGAAACUCAAGGAAUUUAGUAUCCAGCAAUAUAUCCCAUUAGACUCCAGUAUCCAGUUCCACAAGAUAGUGGCCUGUACUGCAUUGUUCUUCUCACUUCUACAUACGGCUGGACAUAUGGUGAACUUCUACCAUGUGUCCACGCAGCCUGUGGAGAAUUUGCGAUGUCUAACUAAGGAGGUUCACUUCACAUCUGACUUCCGGCCAGGGAUCACUUACUGGGUCUUCCAAACCGUUACUGGUAUAAGCGGCGUGCUGCUGUUCGUGAUCAUGUGCGUGAUGUUCAUAUUCGCGCACCCGCGCGUGCGCAAGCGCGCGUACCCGUGGUUCUGGCGCGCGCACUCGCUGUACGUGGCGCUGUACGCGCUGUGCCUGCUGCACGGGCUCGCGCGGCUCACCGGCGCGCCGCGCUUCUGGAUCUUCUUCCUCGGGCCCGCCGUCGUCUUCACGCUCGACAAGGUUGUGUCUCUACGAACAGAAUACCUAGCCCUAGACGUAUUAGAAACGGAAAUGUUACCAUCAGAUGUGAUCAAAAUUAAAUUCUAUAGACCACCUAAUCUUAAAUACUUAUCAGGUCAAUGGGUGAGGCUGGCGUGUACGGCGUUCAGGAAAGAAGAGUUCCACUCGUUCACGCUGACGUCAGCGCCUCAUGAGAACUUCCUCUCCUGCCACAUCAAAGCACAAGGACCUUGGACCUGGAAAUUACGGAAUUACUUCGACCCAUGCAACUUCAACCCGGAAGAUCAGCCGAAAAUAAGGAUACAGGGUCCGUUCGGAGGCGGUAAUCAAGACUGGUACAAGUUCGAAGUUGCAGUAAUGGUUGGCGGCGGUAUAGGGGUCACGCCGUAUGCUUCUAUACUCAACGAUCUCGUAUUCGGAACUUCUACCAACAGAUACUCCGGUGUUGCCUGCAAAAAGGUGUACUUCCUGUGGAUCUGUCCGUCGCACAAACACUUCGAAUGGUUCAUCGACGUGUUGCGCGACGUGGAGCGUAAGGACGUCACCAACGUUCUCGAGAUACAUAUAUUCAUCACACAGUUCUUCCACAAGUUCGACCUGCGCACCACCAUGCUUUACAUCUGCGAGAACCACUUCCAGCGGUUGUCGCGCACGUCCAUGUUCACCGGUCUGAAGGCGGUGAACCACUUCGGCCGCCCCGACAUGUCCUCCUUCCUUAAAUUCGUGCAGAAGAAACAUAGUUAUGUAUCAAAAAUCGGUGUAUUUUCAUGCGGGCCGCGUCCGCUCACCAAAUCGAUAAUGUCCGCGUGCGAGCAAGUCAACCGCACCCGCCGGCUCCCGUACUUCAUACAUCACUUCGAGAACUUCGGCUAAACUGCGCCGGCGACGCUCGUAGCGGAUUUUAGAGUUCAAUUUAGUUUAAAUUAGCAGUCAUCUGGAGGUUAGACUUCCCAAGUUACCAAUCUCUAUAUAUUUGCUUAUUUAUUUUUAUUGCUGUAUAAGUAAAGAUUCUAUCGUUUACAGUGAGAAAAUUUAAUUACAUAAUAUAAUACUUAGAUAGCAACUAGAGUCAUACAAAUAAAGGCAUAGACAACUAGAGAACGAGCAUGUAAGCAGGCAGAGAAAAAUUUAGAAAAAGACAAGUUCUCUUUUGAUCCCGCCAUGCAUAUAUCAUGCAAAAAAAAAUAUAUAAUUAACAAAAAUCAAAUUUAAGGAAUUUCAUAGAUUUUUAGAGAAUUUAAUUUAACAAUAGAUCAGAAUUGUCUGAUCUGUUAUUUGUUAAAUCAAAUUCUAAUUAGUAUUAACUAAUGUUAAUGCGUUACGUUCUCACGUGUUUCAAGAGUAAUUUAUGACACACACAAAACUAAUGUUUUAUUUCAUAUGACAUAAGUGCAAAGCACCAUAAAUUUUAAGAAAUAUACUAAAAUACAUUAAAAAAGUGUUUAAACAGUCUUUUUUAAUACUUAGGUACCAACUUCUAUACCGUAGACUCAUGACCAUUUCCUCCAAAAAAUUAAUAAACGAUUUUAUUCCUAUACGUUGAUUAUAUAUUGUCUAUGCUCUUUUAUUUCAUACACCUACCUUAUAUUUAAUUUAAACUUAGCUUUUUAAGAUCAUAAUUCUGAAUUAAAAGAAAGGAAAUCUAAAUUGUGUAUGUAUAAUUGCUUUUCAUAUUUUAAAUACGUAUCUGUUAAAUUUGACUAUAUUAUAAUUUAAGAGUUUUUUUUUAUUAGCAGUUAUAAUAGGAAACCAAUUUUUUUACCAAUAAUUAAAAUGUACUUAUGUAAAAUUUUAUUAAAUCAGAAUAAAAUCAAAAUUAUAAAGGACGGUAACACAUACGUCCUUAAUUACAAACUAGUUAAUUUAUUUAUUUUUAGUGUUGUAUUAAUAAGCUUAAUAAUUGUGUAUAUAAUUUUCAUGGCAAUGAUUUAGUACAAAAUACAAUUCCGCAUUUCAAUGUACAAAAUACAGAUUACCAGAAAGUGUAUUUUAAAAUAACAAAUAUAAUAAUACUCAUUGCGAUCUGAAUUAUUGUAACAUUUUUAUUUAUGAUUUUAAUUUUAAAAGAAAUUUUUGUAUUAUGUAAAUAAAUGUAAAAAUAUAAAUAAAAUUGGCUAGUAAUAUUACCGAAUUUCUGUUUUAUUUAAUGGCAUUGUAAAUAGAUGUUUAAUAAAACUUUGUUCACAAUUACAAUGGGUACU
Messenger RNA from Galleria mellonella (greater wax moth), 6280 nucleotides. It is a transcript of the gene Duox, whose product is annotated as dual oxidase. The transcript is spliced from 29 exons. NCBI's taxonomy places the organism in Eukaryota, Metazoa, Arthropoda, Insecta, Lepidoptera, Pyralidae. Gene Ontology annotation, biological process: response to oxidative stress; defense response; superoxide anion generation. The record is from RefSeq and is a predicted model, not a curated record. The coding region runs from base 462 to 4952 and encodes 1496 amino acids. Gene Ontology annotation, cellular component: NADPH oxidase complex; plasma membrane. Gene Ontology annotation, molecular function: calcium ion binding; heme binding; superoxide-generating NAD(P)H oxidase activity.